This is a messenger RNA of Harmonia axyridis, 2480 nucleotides long. Its product is annotated as puromycin-sensitive aminopeptidase-like protein. Gene Ontology annotation, molecular function: peptide binding; zinc ion binding; metalloaminopeptidase activity. NCBI's taxonomy places the organism in Eukaryota, Metazoa, Arthropoda, Insecta, Coleoptera, Coccinellidae. Bases 11 to 2362 code for a protein of 783 amino acids. The record is from RefSeq and is a predicted model, not a curated record. Gene Ontology annotation, biological process: peptide catabolic process; proteolysis. Gene Ontology annotation, cellular component: cytoplasm. The transcript is spliced from 14 exons.
AACGUUGUUGAUGAAUAUUCAAUUGUACGAAUCCGAAUAUCGGUUACCUACCAAGGCUGUACACUCAUUCAUCAUAAAUCGAACGCAAAUGAAAGGUUACAUCUUCCUUGUUAUUUAUUGUUCCUUUUUAGGGACAGCGAAUCUAGUAGAAAAUCCUCCAGGGUUCCGUCUUUCAAAUGAUUUGGUCGCAAACACCUAUAACAUUAAAAUUCAACCAGAUAUCUCAAAUGGGACCUUUUAUGGUGAAGUCCACAUAUACGUGGAGUUGCAAAAACCGCUGAAAUAUAUAUCGCUCAACAUGAAAGAUUUGAAGGUGGAAAGCUUGGUUUUAGACACCUGUAUGGACCAGACAAAAUACGUACUAGAGGAAAAUAAUGAACAAAUACAUAUCUAUUAUGCCGAUAUGUCCUAUAUAGAUCCAGGAGAGCAUACAAUUCAUAUGAGGUACACUGGAGUCUUGGGAUCCGUUAGUAUUGGGUUUUUCAAGAGCACCAUUAUAUCCGAGGGAAAAAAAUUUUUGUCUGCAGCAACAAUGUUUGCUGCUCCUUACGCCAGGACAGUAUUUCCCUGCCUUGAUGAACCUGCCUUCAAAUCGAGAUUCAAUAUACGUCUUGUUAAACCAGAUAACAGCUUUACUGCCCUUUCUAAUAUGGAGGCAAUCGGUUCUUAUGAGUUGGAGAAUGGUAUAGCUGUUGAUUUCCAGACCACGCCUCCAAUUUCACCUUAUAUAGUAUGUUUCGUGUUCACCCAAUACAAUUAUAAAUCUGCUGAAUUCAAAAGCAAAGAUGGAAGAGUGAUACCUCUAAGGUUUUUCCUGUUGGAUGAGUAUUUAGACCAAGCACCAAAAUUGCUUGAUAUAGCUAAACACGCUUUGCAGUUCUUCGAAGACUACACCAAUUUAACAUAUCCUACUUCAAAAUUAGAUUUUAUAGAAGUACACCAUUUCAUCUUCGAAGGUAUGGAAAACAUAGGAUUGGUGGUCUUGACUCACAAUGCAGUUUCUUACAACGCUUCAUCACAUCAUUCGAAAUUUGAACAUUUCAUAAAUGCUGCGCAGCUGGUGGUGCAUGAAAUAGCUCACAUGUGGUUUGGCAAUAUAGUUACUCCAAAAUGGUAUAACGAUUUGUGGUUAGCUGAAGGCUUUGCAGAGUGCAUGCAGAUAAAGGCACUUGAUCAGUAUCCUGGAUGGCAACUGGAUGGAAUAGAAGCAAUGCUUACGAGCGAAACGAUCUUCUAUAACGACACAAGGCCCAUUGUAAAAUUCACAGUAAACAAUGAUGAAGUGGAUGACCAAUUUGGAGAUAUCACAUACACCAAAGGUUGUGCAGUCGUCAGAAUGCUGGAGAUGGUCAUGGGUAAAGAACAAUUCAAAAAUGGCAUUAGACGUUUCCAGAAACAUUUCUACAUGAGUUCAGCAACAACAGGAGAUUUCACCAACAUAAUGCAAUCUCUGAUACCCAAACUCAACAUUAGAGGCUUCCUAGAAAGCUGGUUGUAUCAAGACGGCUUUCCAGUUUUGACAGUGUCCAAAGAUAACGUCACUAAUGGUUACAUCUUGCAUCAAAGGAGCAUAGACAUGAAGUCGAAUACAACUACUAAUUCAAUUUUUGGCAAAAAGUGGACAAUUCCAGUAACUUUUACUAGCAGCUGUAACAAAAGUAUGAAAUUAAUUUGGUACGAUAGAGAUGCUGAUAAAUUAAAAGUAUCCAGUUGUGAUGGAAACUGGAUAAAAUUCAACUAUAAGGGUAUGGGCAACUACAGAGUACAAUAUACGAAGGAGCAAUAUGAACAACUCAUCAAAAAUUUCGAUGAACUGGAUGAAUAUGACCAAGCCAACUUGAUAGAAGAGAGCGUUCAUCUCGUUUCUCAGAAACAGAUCUCAUGCGAUAUUCCUUUGAGGUUCAUGGGAAAAUUGAAGAACCAAAUGCAUGCAUUACCCUCUUUGGUCUCUUUGAGGGCUUUUCCAAAAAUGUUCCGAGCUUUUGGUAGAAAUAAAUCCACGUAUGAAAAACUGAGGAAAUACUUCAUCGAUAUUUUCAAAGAUGUGUAUGAGAAAGCAAAAAAGACAACAGAGGUGGAGAGUGGGCAUUUAAUAAGCUUGGCUCGCUUUAAAGUGUUUCGAGAAAUGUGUCUACCCCCCAUAAGCUACGAGAAAUGUUUGAAAGAUGCUGAGAAUUUUAGGGAAGAAGAUAGUAAAAUUAAUCCAGAAGUCUCUGCAGUUUGGAAAAGGAUGAAGAUGGAUCAAACUAAAUUGAAAGUUGACCUUGCAAAUUACAUUAGUGUGGUUAACAAUUCAACAGAAGAUCAAUCUCGAAAAUUGUAUGUGGAGAAAUGUAUGUCUUGGAUAAAGAGCAAUCUUUGAGGAACACCAAGUUCUUUCUUCAAUUCCUCACCAAUAUGUGAUAUAACACUUGUAUCCAACAAAUAAAAACUAAUAUUCCUCAAUUUUUAAACCUCUCGAAUAAAAUAAAUAACAAUGA